Messenger RNA from Papaver somniferum (opium poppy), 1787 nucleotides. RefSeq names its product ultraviolet-B receptor UVR8-like. The record is from RefSeq and is a predicted model, not a curated record. The transcript has 11 exons. NCBI's taxonomy places the organism in Eukaryota, Viridiplantae, Streptophyta, Magnoliopsida, Ranunculales, Papaveraceae. Bases 65 to 1750 code for a protein of 561 amino acids.
UAAGAAAUUCAGUUUGUUUGUCACUCAUAAAAAAAAACUCUCCUUCUUUGAGUUUUCUUCACCAAUGGAAGAAAGAGAAAGAACAGAAGUAACUGAAGAAGAAGAGAGAAAAACAAGAAAUAACGGUAAAGUAUGGAGUUGGGGAGCUGGUACAGAUGGUCAAUUAGGAACGUCAAAGCUCCAAGAUGAACAUCUCCCACAACUAAUUCACUCUCUAAAUUAUGUAGCAAACACCGUUUCUCAACUUGCUUGUGGAGGUGCCCAUGUUAUUGCUUUGACAGGGAAUGAUGGAAAAGUUUUUACUUGGGGUAGAGGAACAAGUGGUCAAUUAGGUCAUGGAGACCAAACCAAUUGCUUAAACCCUAAACCUGUUAAAUUCUUGGAAACCCUUUUUAUGUCUCAUGUUUCUGCUGGUUGGAAUCAUUCUGGGUUUGUUUCAGAUAGUGGUAAAGUUUAUACUUGUGGAGAUGGUUCAUUUGGACAACUAGGGCGUGGAGAUUAUGAGUCCCAUCACUUACCUGUUGAAGUUUCGUAUUUCGGUUCCAAAUUUGUUGAACAGAUUGCAUGUGGGAUGCGCCAUUCGCUUGUCUUGCUCAAAGGUCAAUCAGGAGCUCAAAUUUAUGGAUUUGGUUCAGGAAAGCGUGGUCAAUUGGGUGUUUCGAUUGACCGUAUUAAGAUAGUGUCCAACCUUCCUCAAGCUGCUAAGGGACUUGAAAAUGUUGAGAUACGUAAUAUUUAUGCCAACGGAGAUCACAGUGCAGCAGUGAGUGCUGACGGGCAUGUCUACACUUGGGGCAGAGGGUUCAGUGGCCAAUCUGAUGCUUACCAUCCGGAGAUUUUAUCAUCACCCUUGAAGUUUUCCAAAGUCGCUCUUGGAUGGAAUCAUGCGUUACUGCUUACAGAUGCCAAGGAAGUGUAUAUGCUUGGUGGGAAAUACCAUGGAAUGCUCAGUGAUCCUGGGAAAAUGAGCUUUGAGCUGCAUCCCCCUAUUCACAAAGUUUCUAGUCAAAGCUCAGAUGGCGACGGAAGAGUGUUGAUCCUCGGAAAGGUACCUGAUCUUAAUGAGACAAGGGUCAUCGAUGUUGCAGCUGGAUCUGAGCACUCUGCUAUAGUUACAGAGAAUGGAGAGAUAAUGACUUGGGGUUGGGGUGAACAUGGGCAACUAGGUCUAGGGAACACCUGUGAUCAAAUGAACCCUCAAAUGGUGCACCUAGCUGACGGGCAUGUCUACACUUGGGGCAGAGGGUUCAGUGGCCAAUCUGAUGCUUACCAUCCGGAGAUUUUAUCAUCACCCUUGAAGUUUUCCAAAGUCGCUCUUGGAUGGAAUCAUGCGUUACUGCUUACAGAUGCCAAGGAAGUGUAUAUGCUUGGUGGGAAAUACCAUGGAAUGCUCAGUGAUCCUGGGAAAAUGAGCUUUGAGCUGCAUCCCCCUAUUCACAAAGUUUCUAGUCAAAGCUCAGAUGGCGACGGAAGAGUGUUGAUCCUCGGAAAGGUACCUGAUCUUAAUGAGACAAGGGUCAUCGAUGUUGCAGCUGGAUCUGAGCACUCUGCUAUAGUUACAGAGAAUGGAGAGAUAAUGACUUGGGGUUGGGGUGAACAUGGGCAACUAGGUCUAGGGAACACCUGUGAUCAAAUGAACCCUCAAAUGGUGCACCUAGGUGAUGUGCUUCCUUCUGAUAAUCAAACCCAACUUAAUGUAUACUGUGGAAGUGGGUUUACUUUUGUCGUGCGUCUACUUUCUCAAACUUGAAGAUUUGUUAAUUUUAAGAAAAUGAAGUUCCUUGUUG